Rotaria sp. Silwood1 is the source of this 2832-nucleotide messenger RNA. The record is from the annotation of a GenBank genome assembly. Lineage: Eukaryota; Metazoa; Rotifera; Eurotatoria; Philodinida; Philodinidae.
AUGCCGACUCAAAUUUUUAUCAUUCCACCAAAACAAUCUCGGACAAAAAAAUCAUUGAAAGCAUCGAAAAGUGAUAAAUCUACUCAAGAUGAAAAUUUUUCUCAAUCAGUAUCUAAUACUCCAAUUAAUGAACAAACAAAAUCUUCAAGUGACAAUAAAUUAGCAGUAAUGAAAACAAUUCCAUCUGUACGUAUAAGUCCACCUCAACCCAUAAUUGAUAGUUUAUUUGAUUGGGAUGAUGAAGAUCGACGUUUUGGUCAAGGAUCAAAAUUUGGUCGAAAUCGACAAAAACAACAACAAAAACAAAUAUAUGAAAAACUGUCUCGAAUUCAAGAAAGUGUAGGACAACAACAACAGCAACAACAUGCUGCUUUACCAGCUAUUGUUUCAGCACCAAUAGUUGAAUUACCUGGUGCACAAUCAACAUCGAAUGCAAAUGAUCAUACAACAUCAAAACGAGAAGGAAGUCUAGAUGUAGGUGAACAACAAGGACACACAUUACUUCAUUUAGCUGCUAAACUUGGACAUGAAGAAAUAAUGAGAAUGUUAAUUACUGAAACAUCACAUGCUAAUAGUUUAUUAAAUACUCGUGGACAGACACCAUUACUGUGUGCUAUUGAAGCUGGAUCAACAUCAACAGCAACAUUACUCAUGGAGCAAGAUCCAUUAUCAUUAACAUGUAAAGAUAAUAUUGGUUCUAGUGUAUUUCAUUAUGCAACUGAACAUUGUAAUGAUAUUGUUUUAAGUCGUGCUAUUGCAUUACUUAAACGUCUCAGUUCAAGUGCUGCUAGAGUUACUGCUCUUCAACGACUUGUUGAAAAAAAUGCCAAUGGUAAAACACCAUUCGUUAUUGCCAUUGAAAAAGGUUCAUUGAAAUGUAUUAAAUAUAUAUUAAGUAGUAAAUGGUUACAUCGAAAUGCUGAAAUAGUAGAUUUUAUCAAUGCUGAUUCAUUAAAAACAACAAUUGAUGACGAUCAAUUAGAUAUAGCUUCAUUUUUUGUUUCUGAUACACGACGUUUUGCUGCUAUUAUUCAAAUACAAAUUGACGUUAAUGGGCGUGCAUAUAAUGUCUUAGAAUAUUCAAUAGCAUUGAGAAAACCUGAUUUUGUUCGAACGUUUAUUAGUGUAAGAAUUCCCGGUGAUGAAAGAGAACUUUAUCGAUCAUAUAAAAAUUUUUUAAAACAUUACAAUGUUGGUUAUUCUGGUUCAAGUUAUGAUCAAACACCUAUACAACGUAUGUUAACUAUGACGGAAAUGAUUCCAUUAGUUCCAUUAUUACUCGAACAAUUUGUUGGUGAAGAUGGUAUUGAUUUAUCAAUUGUUGAUGAUUGUUUACGAGCAAGUCCAGCACCACAUCGUUGUAUGUUUGGUCGUUCAAAACGAUUUUCAACAUCAAAUUGGCUUAAACAACAUCCAUUAUCAUUAAUUGCUGAAGCCAAUCAUGCACCAGUUUAUGAUCAUGAUGUUGUCAAAAUUUGUGUUGAUUUGAAAUUUCAAUUAUUUGGAAAUUUCCUAUAUUUACUUAUUCUAUGUGCACAAGUUUCAUUUGUAUGUUUAUAUACUGGUGUUGCACUUGGUUCACCUAUACCACCUCAUUCUUAUUAUGAUGUAUCAAAUAUAACAUGUAAACAAAUAUGUUACAGAUUAACAUCAGAUAUUAAUAAUCCAUUGCCACGCAAUGUUUUACUUCACUUCUUACGCAUUUUAUUAUUAAUAUGUUCUGGUAUUGCUUUAUUAAAAGAAUUUUUUCAAUUAAUAACACAACGUGAAAAAUAUCUUCGUGGUUUUUUUGUUAAUUUUCUUGAAUUACAUACAUAUGUGUGUGCAAUUUUAUUUGCAAUAGAUCUUAAUAAUUGUACACAACGCACUGGUCUUCGUUGUAAAUGGCAAUGGGAAGCAGGUGCAUUAGGUAUGGCUAGUGUAUGGACAUUAUUAUUACUUGUGUUUAUGAAUGCAUUAAAAAUUGGCAAAUAUGGCCUUUUAUUUGUUAGUGUAUUUUUAACAUUUUUAAAAUUUUGUCUUAUUUAUGUAUUUAUAUGGAUUGGAUAUAUAAUUGCAUUUCAUAUGUUAUUUGUACAUAAAAAACCACAAUUUACAUCUAUUUUUUAUGCAAUACCAAAGACAUUAGCUAUGCUUACAGGAGAAUAUGAUUUUGAUGAUUUAUUUUUUCCAAAUGGAAAAGUUUUACAAGGAAGUGAAGCAGCUAUGGUACUUUAUUCAACAUUUGUUUUUACAAUGAAUAUUGUUAUUAUGAAUAUUAUGGUUGGUCUAGCAGUUUCAGAUGUAAAACGUUUUCGUUUAAAUGCUAAACGUGAACAUUUACGUGCACGUAUUGAAACAUGUCUUGGUUUACAAGCUAAGUUUGGACUUUUAUGUGAAACUUGUUCUCGUUUGGUACUUGCAUUAGCUAAACGUUCAUUGUUUCCACGUUUCCAGAAACAUGUUACACAAAUUCAUGGAUUUAAAAAAUAUUAUCUAUGGAAAUUAGAAUUACGUACACCACGUGUUGAUUUACCACAAUCAACAAAUGUUUCAACAUCUGGAAAUAAUACUAGUCAAACUCAUAAUAAUAUACCAUCAACUCGAGGUUUGAGACAUCAUUCAACAAGAGAAUAUGUGACAUGUGAAGUUGGAUAUUAUCGACAUCAUAUUGAUCGUGCUGGUGAACCUUUAUUACAAGAAAAUGAUCAUAUACGUUUAAUGCGUAGAAUUGAUGAAUUACGUGAUGUUUUUGAAAAAGCUAAUUCACGUAUUCAUAAUGAAUUAAGAAAAUUAACUAUGUCAUUACAAUCAGAUUUUGAUGAAAUCAAAAGAAAAUUACUUGAAAGUUAA